Saprolegnia parasitica CBS 223.65 is the source of this 2226-nucleotide messenger RNA. RefSeq names its product TKL protein kinase. Lineage: Eukaryota; Oomycota; Saprolegniomycetes; Saprolegniales; Saprolegniaceae. Gene Ontology annotation, biological process: protein phosphorylation. The coding region runs from base 1 to 2226 and encodes 741 amino acids. The record is from RefSeq and is a predicted model, not a curated record. The transcript has a single exon. Gene Ontology annotation, molecular function: protein kinase activity; ATP binding.
AUGAACGCGACCACGUACGUCUUGGCGCACGCGCGCACGACGCAGCUCGCCUACGCAGCGGGCUACGGCAUCAUGCUCGGCCUUUCGGUCGCUUGCAUCGCGUACCUCCGCCGGCACCGGUCGUCCGCCUACGCGGGCGACGUCGACGCGGCGCGCAAGGUGCUCCUGCCAGCGUUCGAGCCGCUCUUUUGGGUCCUCUGCGGCCUCACGACGCCCUUCACGCUCUUCUUGGUCUACCUCCUCUGGCAGUCCGAGGCCAUUGCGCCGCGCUCGCGCGUGCUGCCCGAGGCGCUUCUGCAAGGCCGGCAGUGCAUCGUGUACCUUGUGACCAUCUUCUUGCACCAAACGAACGUGUCGGCGCGCGCGCUGUGGCGCUCGACGCUGCUGAGCCUUCUCCUGUCCACGAUACCGGUCGCCAUCGCCGCGGUCUUUGCGCACUUUGAACCUGUCGAGCUGCCGGCGAUCACGUCGCCGUCGUGCUACUACAGCCUCGUGGUCGUGCGCGUCGGCGUCAUGCUCUACUACCUCUACCUGCUUCGGUGGCCCAUGUCCCGUGCGAAUCCGCGCAUCAUUCGGUGCUUCUGCGCCUACAUCCUCGGCUUCCAUGCACUUGUCCUCGUCGUCAUGACGCUUGCCUUCCACGAGCACGUCAAGCCCACCAACCAAACCGUCUUUGCCACCGCCUUGUACGCGUCGGUGACGCCCAUCUGGAUCUGGCGGCUGCUCCAAGCCGACACGCAGUACUGGCGCGGCCUCGCCAGCGCCACCGAGACGCCGAUGAUGGACGAGGCCGUCUCGACCAAAGGGCUCCACGACCUCCUCGACCGCCACCGCGACUGCGUCAUCGACUUUGCCCAUCUCAAGCUCGAGGUCAAGAUCGGUGUUGGCGCCAACGCGCAGAUCUACCGCGGCGCACUCCACGGCCGGUACGCGGUGGCGGUCAAGGUCUACGCGCCGUCGGAGAUCACCGAGGCGACGCUCGCUGUCUUCUCCCAAGAGACCGCGCGCUGUGCGCUGUUUGCCCACCCGAACGUGGUGACGUUCUACGGCAUGUGCAUCUCGCCACCCAUGGUGUGCCUCGUCACGGAGCUCUGCGAGUGCUCGCUCGAGGCGUACCUCACCGAGCCGCCGCCGCCGACGCGCGCCCCGGUGCUCGACCAGCUCGGUCUUAUGCUCGACGCCGCCCGCGCGGUCGCGUACCUCCACAGCUUUUCCCCACCAUUCUUGCAUCGGGAUGUGCGCCCCGCGAGCUUUCUCGUCGACGACCAGCACGUGCUCAAGCUCACGGACUUUUCGGCCACGCGACGUCUCGCGCCCCGGGGCGCGGCCACGCCGGUCGCCCACCCCGGCGACGUACUCAUGUCGAUGCAAGGCACGGUCGAGUACAUGGCGCCCGAGAUCAUUGGCGGCACGAGAGGCGCAGCGACCUACUGCGAAGCCGCCGACGUCUACAGUCUGGGCAUGACGUUCUGGGACAUUUUGCACCCGGGCCGCGACAAGUACCCGAACGGAUAUGGCAACACGUUUCGCGUCUUUGAGAUGGUUCUUGACGGCCACCGACCCGCGAUGCACCACGAGGUGCAUGUUGCCUUGCAAGAGAUUGUGACGAGUGCGUGGGGCGACGAGCCUCAUUUUCGCCCGUCGGCCGCCGCCAUCGUGCGGGACCUCGAGGCGCUGCAGGUGUCGCUUUUGUGUGCCGUGGCUGGCGACAUGUACCGAUCGCCGCGCUGCGAGCUGCUUCGCUUCCACGGCGCCCCGCGCCCCAAGCUGGCGGUGGGCAUCCCAGGAGACGCGGUUGUCGACGGCCUCUGCGAACUCGAGUACGCGCGCAGUUCACAGGCCGCGCUUCGGAUCGGGCAAAUGCUCAUGGACGCGGGGUACCUCCACCACAUUACCCACCACCGCGGCUUUGAAGGCCGGCACGACGAGCUCUACAUGUUUGAAACCGCGGGCUCGCCACUCGACUGCAUUGGCGAAGACGAGUUGUCCGUGCAGGGCGCCGCGCCCCGCGCGCCCGUGGCGACAACAGCCGCGACGUGCGCGUGCCGUAGCUACGCCCAGGGCUUUGGCGCCCGGCGGUCCCGCCGGCCAUCGUCGACACAACAGCGUCACCCGCCUGCUCCGCCGCGACCACGAAAAAGCAAGGUACCAAUACUGCCCAUGCAAGGAACGACGGACCGGCUCUCGUCCGACAGCAUCGGCCUCGCACUGCUCGACGAUGAUUGA